Paramuricea clavata is the source of this 1133-nucleotide messenger RNA. The record is from the annotation of a GenBank genome assembly. Lineage: Eukaryota; Metazoa; Cnidaria; Anthozoa; Malacalcyonacea; Plexauridae.
AUGGUAAAGUCGAGAGCCGAGCUGUUUGCAGAGAUCAAUGUUACUCCACCAGCAAAGGACAGUGACAAUGAGUCAGUUGAAGGGAAAGAAGAUAUGCCGGAAAGAGAAACGAAAGUUGGUGAAAAGAAAUUCUGUAACCAUUAUUAUAUAGGCUACAGUAAUUGGUGUUGGGAAGGCUCCUCGACUGCCACUCUCCCCAGUAGGAAAUAUACCAUUGCCUACGACGGCAAGUACACCUGCAACAAAAGAAAAUCUCCAUCCGACAAUACCAUCUACACCAAAUGCCAGCAACAAUCUACCAGGUCGAGUAAAUACUAUUAGCGAAGAUCUGGCUCCUUUAACGACGACACCAAAUUUCAGCAACACUCUCUGUGGUGUACAAAAUAUCGCUCUUGGUGGGAUAACCAACGCUAGCCAAGAUCUGAUAGUCCCUUUGACAUCAGAUGUCAGCAACUGCACUCUUCUUGAUUUGGACAGUAUCGUUAGCGAAGAUCUGGCUCCUUUAACGACGACACCAAGUAUUGCUCCUGGUGGGAUAACAAAUGCUAGCGAAGAUCUGAUAGUGCCUUCGACACCAAAUGCCAGCAAUUGCACUCUCUCUGAUUUGGACAGCAUCGUUCCUGGUGGGUACUCCUGUUACGACGAACUACCGCACAUAUCGUAAUUUGGACGUUCCCCAGUUCUUAUCUUCCUCUUUUUCAGAUCCACUUCUGUAUCCCUCAUCAUCCAAUAAUCCCUUUCCUUUCAAACAAGAUCGAAGCGAUCCUAGAAUCGACGAAAUCAUGAACAACCAAAAAAUGAUCAUGAGCAGCCUGAAUUCGUUGACUGGACAUGUGAAGCAGUUAAUCCAGCAGCAACAUACCAACAUUCCACUAUGCCAUAAUGAAAUUGUUGGUGACGGUGGUCAAGUUGUUGCCACUGUUGGUACAUCAUACCAGGAAUCGGAAGAAGAUAACGAUAUUUUGCCAUCAACUGUCCCCGAAAACUCUGCAACCGACAUGCCAUUAUCCCAACCACCACCAUCGUCAGACUUAGUAAGCAACGACAAAUUGGCAGCAAUCAAACUUAAAGCUCUGGCCCAACAGCUUUCGCCGGUGUUUUGUUCAGAAAUCUAUUCACUUUGGACGAAAUGA